AUGCUGACCUGGAAAUUUCGCUCCGCUAUCCUGGCCCUCUGCAUACUACCCCACGGUUACUCGCAAUUCAUCUCCUCCCUCCCACAGUGCGUCCAAAACUGUAUAACCCAAUCAGACGACGAGAACUGCUCAACCUUAGAUAUCAAAUGUCUCUGCCGGGCCUCAGCAGGCAACUUCCUGCCAGAUCUCAUCACAUGCAUGCACAGCAACUGCGAUAAUAGCUUAGACAACGACGCGUUCCUCAUGCCGCUACAGCUAGCUUGUCAGAUUGCUGGGACGCCGGUUCCGGAUUCUGCGAUGCGGAAUGCGGAGGACCAGGCGAGUAGUUUGGCAAGUCAGGUUACGACGACGGUUACGAUGGGCGGUGAAACGAGUGGGAGUGCAGCGGUGGCCUCUACUACUCCGGGGUCAUCAGAGUAUAUCGAGUAUUCCGUAUCGACUGCUACGAUCACUACAGCACAGGGAGGGUCGACGUUGACACUUGUGUUUCCGGUCACGAUUGAGAGAACAAGUACGCUUUCUGGCUCGCUGUUAACGAAUUUGAUAUCUGCAUCCACAAGUUCCACGUUAUCAUCAUCUGUUUCCCCGACUUCAGGAGUAGCGAGCAGUAGCAGCUUGAGCACUUCGCCGGUAACCACGAAAAUAGCACCUGCAUCGACGAGCUCUGGUGGGGAAGGGGCCAGUAAGAUCUCUUCUGCACAAUCGGAAGACUCGACGAAUAGCUCUCCCUUCAAAGACUCGAAUGUUGGUUCGGCGCAGAGGAGUGCAGAUAAUAAUUGGCUAGGACUGGCUGUUGUGGUUGUUGCGGUGUGUCUGUGGCUUUAG
This is a messenger RNA of Lachnellula hyalina, 825 nucleotides long. RefSeq lists its product as uncharacterized. The coding region runs from base 1 to 825 and encodes 274 amino acids. Lineage: Eukaryota; Fungi; Ascomycota; Leotiomycetes; Helotiales; Lachnaceae. The record is from RefSeq and is a predicted model, not a curated record. The transcript has a single exon.